CUUAUGUCUUCUUCGCAUACAUGCUGUUUAAAUGUCAGAAUUUCUGGUUAAAUCACUAUCAUCGCAACCGCUCCCAUAGUCGGAAGUCCUUAUUGUGUCCUUAUCCCGGCCUAGACGUGAUGUUGCCGCAUUUGUCAAAGGCCAUCUUAGGCAGAAAUGACACAGUAAAGUAGAAGAUAAUAACUGCUAGAAUUUGAUGAACUUCGGUCUCUAGGCAGCUUCUUAUUCCUGUAGUAUCGAAUUAUCGAAGCCCAACCGACGUCAUCGCGUUGCCUGCAACUAUAGAAAAGCCCGUUUGUCUCUGGCCGCCUCUUUCGUUGCAACUGUUUAAGAUCUCCCCAGAAUCAUCCGACUGUUCUCUAUCCUCACUAUACAUCUAUUCAUCACUAAGUCAAGCUAAACACGUUACUCAUCACGAUGCCUGUCAUCCCCGAGCCUGCUAGCUUCCCUACUGCCCACGGCAGUAACAACGAUAGCCCUUCCAACUCCUCGGAGCAGAGAGACCCUGGCCAGGAUACAAAGAAAGCCUCGAUGCUCGAUCACCUGUCAAAGGGCCCUCAGAUCCCGGACAACAUGCCACCUAAAGCAACAAAGGAAGAGAUUGAGGCGCGUAAGAAGGAGCUGAAUCAGUGAAUGUGCCGGAUAUCUCAGAU
Messenger RNA from Aspergillus aculeatinus CBS 121060, 653 nucleotides. RefSeq lists its product as uncharacterized. NCBI's taxonomy places the organism in Eukaryota, Fungi, Ascomycota, Eurotiomycetes, Eurotiales, Aspergillaceae. The coding region runs from base 418 to 633 and encodes 71 amino acids. The transcript has 3 exons. The record is from RefSeq and is a predicted model, not a curated record.